AUGUACGAGACCUCGGUUAACCCGGCCGGAGACCUCGAGAUCAUCCGGCCCGCGUCUAGGAAAGUUGUAUUCCACACAAACCUGUCAACACUGGUGUUCGCGGACCAGUUUCUUCAGAUGUCCACAUACAUUCCGUCACGUUACGUUUACGGGGUCGGAGAUGUGAAGUCACCGCUGCUGCGAAGUACGGACUGGCAGAAGAUCACCCUUUUCAACGCCGGGAGGUCGCCCAUGGAGGGCAAGAACUUGUACAGCAGCCACCCGUUUAUGCUGGUUCACGAGGAAACGGGUGAGAGCUGUGGAAUCUUUCUGCUCAACAGCAACGCCAUGGACAUCCUGCUCAAGCCGAGCCCCUCGGUGACUUUCCGCACGACCGGUGGGAUUCUGGACGUGUUCGUGUUUCUGGGUCCCACGCCGUCCGAAGUUGUGCAGCAGUACACGGCCCUGGUGGGUCGGCCCGCCAUGCCUCCGUACUGGGCACUGGGUUUCCACCUAAGCCGCUGGGGCUACGCCAACAUCGACGAGGUCAAGGAGACGAGACGCCGCAACCUACGAGUUGGCAUCCCCGUCGAGGCCGUGUGGUUAGACGCUGAAUACAUGGAGGGUCUACGACCGUUCACAUACGAUAAGGUCCGCUUCGCCGGGCUCCCCGAGUUUGCUCAGGACCUGCACAAGCGAGAUAUGAAGUUUGUCCUCACGCUGCAUCCCGGAAUAGACGCGAACAUGGAGAGUGGCUCGUACCUUCCCUUCGACGAGGGCCACAAGGCAGCCGUGUUCGUGAGAUCGGAAGCCGGUGAUUACAACUACGGCAUGGUGGGCAAUCGGAGUCGACUCGUGUAUCCAGACUUCACGCAUCCGGCGAGCGGCGAGUAUUGGACAAAGAUGCUGUCCUACUUCCACGAAGUGGUGCCGUUCGAUGGACUAUGGCUGGACCUGAACGAGCCUUCAAGCCUGUACAACGGCUCCGAGCGCGGAUGCCCAGCUUCGACGCUCGAAGAACCACCGUACUUACCCGGGGAGGGACACGAGGCGCUACGCACCAAGACGCUGUGCAUGACAGGUCGCCACUACCUGUCCAGGCACUACAACCUGCACAACCUGUAUGGACUGAUGGAGGCGCUGCGCACAUACGACUCCUUGCGCCAGAUCCUGCUGCGGAGACCGUUCAUCAUUUCGCGGUCUACAUUUUCGGGUCAGGGCCGUUACUCGGGCCACUGGAGCGGCGACAUCGAGUCUGACUGGGAUGCCAUGCGAUCUUCCCUUGCAUCGAUGCUGACGUUCAACAUUCUCGGCGUUCCCUUGACCGGUUCGGAUAUCUGUGGCUUCUGGGACAACACGACCAGCGAGCUUUGCAACCGUUGGCACGCUCUGGGCGCCUUCUACCCAUUCGCAAGGAACCACAACGCCAAAGGGAACCUCGACCAAGAUCCCGCAGCUAUGGGAGGGGCCGUGGCCGCCACCGCCAAGAAGACCCUGAAGAUCCGCUACUGCUUCCUGCCCUACCUCUACACCUUGUUCUACCGCAGCCACGUGUUCGGAGAGACGGUUGCCCGGUCUCUGUUCUUCGAGUUCCCAAAGGAUGUCAACACGUAUGCCGUGGACACGCAGUUCUUGUGGGGCAGCGCCCUCCUGGUCCUUCCCAUCCUGGAGCCGAACUCAACGAGCGUGAAGCCUUACCUCCCCCGCGGCAUCUGGUACGACGUGAUGCUGGGCCUGCCCUACCACAGCGCCGGCGAAGACUUCCAGAUGUCGCCACUCAACGACUCCAUCUGCCUGCUCAUUCGCGGUGGUCACGUGGUGCCCUCGCAGGAACCGGCGCAGACCACUGCCGCCAGUCGACUCAAGCCGUUCAACCUCCUCGUGGCUCAAGACCAUGACGGACUGGCGACGGGCGAGCUCUACUGGGACGACGGAGAGUAUGUCGAGAAGUAUUGCGUCAGUCUGCUCAAACACCGCACAGAAUAA
This is a messenger RNA of Rhipicephalus microplus (southern cattle tick), 1965 nucleotides long. Its product is annotated as lysosomal alpha-glucosidase. Gene Ontology annotation, molecular function: alpha-1,4-glucosidase activity; carbohydrate binding. Lineage: Eukaryota; Metazoa; Arthropoda; Arachnida; Ixodida; Ixodidae. Gene Ontology annotation, biological process: carbohydrate metabolic process. The record is from RefSeq and is a predicted model, not a curated record.